UGUAUUAGUGUUGUGGAAACCGUAGUCCUUUAUUCUCUCGAAUCAGCUGGUCAUACAAAUGACAAGGCAAGAUUUGUGAUACUUUGAUCACUGUGUUUAUGUCCAACAUGAGUGAACUAACUCAAGAAGAGAUACGCCAGCGAAGGUUGGCCCGCCUUGCAGUGAUGUCCACUGGAGUUGCUCCAAUGAGCAACCCUAGUUUGUCUUCAGCCUCAACUUCAUCACAACCAAGCAAUGCUAUUUUCAUGGAAAAUGUGUCAAUGCUAUACACUCCCUCCACUCCUGUUAAAAAUUAUCCAAUGGAUAUUGAUGGUACAACUCCACGAAAAAUUGAAGCCAUGGACAUGGACGGUGCAACACCACGCAAGAUUGAAGCCAUGGACACUGAUGAACCAGCUACAGGAACUCCAUCUAAAGUCCAAUCCAAUGCUGAUACUUUGUGUACUGAGGACUUCCUUAACACAACUGUUACAAAAAUUCUUUGUGUGUCACGAAAACCAGAGAAGAGUUGUAUUGUUUUAUCUGCCAUCUGGCCAAACAAUCCUCUUGUGACGAGUGUAAGCUUUGUGAACAAUCACUAUAUUUUGGAGACAGUUGGCGACAUGAUAAUGGAAUCCUUAGAUAUCAUCAUGCAUUCUCUGGAUAAGCCAAACCAGUUAUUUCAAGAAGGCUCUGAAAUCAACUGUCUUCAGUAUUUGAUUGACUGUUAUACAAGGAUGGAAGAACAUAUGAAGAAAUAUUCCAAGAAGUGCAGUAUUUCAUCAGUAAAGGAGCUCCUGGUGAAAAUCAAGACUGAAUUGUGUGCUGCUCUUGCCCUAUUAUUGGAAGGUUUUUUAACAGAGCCAAUCAAGAAGGAUUAUUACAACACCCUGUAUGAACACCUGAAGAGACACAGUUUACCAUCCGAAUUUUUCUAUGAAUUGGUUCAUCAUCUUGAGUCAGAUUAUGUCCGGUUUACCAAAAUAUUCUCACCAUUACUUCUAGUUAUACGGAAGGAAUCUCAACAGAGCUCAGUCUCCGAUAGCUCGCAUACCGCAGCCCUACAAGUCCUCUCAGAUUUGUGCGAGUGUCGAACAGGCGUCAACUCCUCUACUCGUCCGUUUUGUAAUCUCAUGAUUAAGAUGGGGAAUUGGCUUGUAGAGCCACUUACAGAGGCAACGGGUCGUGAGUUUGCGAAGUUUACUUUCCUUGGGCCGUUCCUGUGUACAUCACUUUUCGCAGAAGAUGACGUACGAAUCGCCGAUAAACUGAAAACUACCGCGAAUGAAUCACGACCAAUCGUUUCUAGCCUUCAACAAGAGGUGGAAUUGACACGCAAUCUUCUUCACAAGGUGUUUUAUGCGCUUUUGGCAAACAGUGGAUCGCGUGAGGCCACAUUACAGUGGAUCGCAGUUGCACUCAAACGAAACGAAAAGCGUUCAAUGAUCAAUGUUGAAUCGCGACUUGUUGCUGGUGACGGAUUUUUUCUCAAUCUUGCUGCUGUUAUGCAUCAGCUCUCACUCAAAAUCAAGCUUGACAAAGUGGAUGUAUUUUAUCCGUUCCACCCACAGAGUCGUAUUAGCAAUAGUGUGGCCAAUGAAACCAAAAUUAGAGUGAAUUCACAAGAAAGCCAACAGUGGGUCGAGCAACUGAAUCAGCCAGAUUCUGGACACAUUUGGCAGGAGUGUAAAUUCCCUACUGAAUGUUGGUUUAUGACACUGCAUGCCCAGCAUUUAGCAUAUUUGCCGGCCGCAAGACGACAUCAGCGGAGGAUGCGUGCUCUUAAAGACUAUCAAAAACUCGUUGACGAAAUGCAAAAUUCGGAAGCAGAAUGGAGUCAAACUCCAGCAGCCCGCCGAAAUAGGGAGCUUAUUGCCAUGUGGCAAGAACAGGUGAAAAAGCUUUUAUUAAGCAAACCUUGCGCCGAAGCUGCGUUGAUGGACGAAAAACUCAUCAGCAAUUACAUGCAUUUUAACAGCAUGGCCGCAGAAUUGGAAAUGCAGACCCUCUGUCCAGAAAUUAUGUUUCCCACGAAUAACUUAACUCUUCCAUCUAAAGCCACACCUCUUUUUGCAAACUACCCAGAGUGGUACGUCGAAGAUAUAGCCGAAUUUCUUUUACUUGCCCUGCAGCACAUGCCUCAGAUUGUUGCUCGUACGGUGGAUCAGAUGGUGAUGACCUGGUUGCUCACGCUGGUCUGUUCAGCUCAUUGUUUCAACAAUCCUUAUCUGGUGGCUAAGUUAGUUGAAGUGCUCUUCAUGAUGAAUCCGUCAGUCCAGCCUCGUACGGAAACGUUACAUGAGCGAUUGCUGACUCAUAAAAUUUCACAAUCAGCGUUACCCCCUUCUCUGAUGAAGUUCUACGCAGAUGUUGAGUCCACCGGAGCAGCAUCAGAGUUUUAUGACAAGUUUACAAUCCGAUUUCACAUCAGCAUUAUACUCAAGAGUUUGUGGCAAAGUCCGAUCCACCGAGAAACUGUUAUACAGGAACUCAAAUCAGGCAAACAGUUUGUCAAAUUUAUCAAUAUGCUGAUGAACGACACCACUUUCCUUUUGGAUGAAAGCCUUGAGUCACUACGAAGGAUCCAUGAGGUCCAAGAAGCUAUGGAAAACCGAUCUACGUGGGAUCAGCAGCCUGAGGAGCAAAAAGAAACACGCCUCCGACAACUUUCCACGGAUGAGCGUAUGUGUAAAUCGUACUUGACGCUUGCCCGUGAGACGGUCGACAUGCUACACUAUUUGACACAACAUGUUCCCGAUCCUUUCCUGCGUCCUGAGCUGAUCGACCGUUUAGCGGCGAUGCUCAAUUUCAAUUUACAACAGCUCUGUGGGCCUAAGUGCAAACAUUUCAAAGUUAAAAACGCCGAUAAUUAUGGAUGGGAACCCCGACGUGUUUUGGACCAAUUGACCGAUAUCUAUCUUCAUUUGGAUUCUGAUGUGUUUGCUCAAGCACUAGCUGCCGAUGAGCGCUCUUUCCGUUUUGAACUUUUUGAAGAAGCGGCCGUGCGUUUAGAGCGAGCACUAAUCAAAGCUCCACUUCAAAUUGCGCAUUGGAGAGAGCUGUCUGCUAAAGCGCAACGAAUCGUACUUCAAAAUCAAAAACGUGAGCUAGACUUCAGCGACGCUCCGGAAGAAUUCCGUGAUCCUCUUAUGGAUACACUCAUGGACGACCCCGUCCUUCUACCUAGUGGAAAGGUUAUGGAUAGAGCCGUCAUCCUUCGUCACUUGCUCAAUUCGUCUACCGAUCCUUUUAAUCGUCAACCACUUACUGAAGACAUGCUGAUGCCUGUUGAAGAUUUGAAGCUCCGUAUCGUAGCUUGGAAACGGCAAAAAGAGUAAAGUCGAACAUUUUUUUGUCAGAGAAGAAUUUUUGAAUGUGUUUGGCCAAUAUUUAGUUUAAAGGGGUUUCCAGAUUGUUUUUCAAGUGUAAUACAUCUUGUUUAUUGUGGGCAAAUACAAACUUAGGUUGCUGCUCCGAUAA
Molecule: messenger RNA, 3459 nt
Organism: Daphnia pulicaria
Lineage: Eukaryota; Metazoa; Arthropoda; Branchiopoda; Diplostraca; Daphniidae
Gene: Ube4B
Product: ubiquitin conjugation factor E4 B-like
Exons: 9
Coding region: 99-3317 (1072 amino acids)
Biological process (GO): protein polyubiquitination
Cellular component (GO): cytoplasm; ubiquitin ligase complex; nucleus
Molecular function (GO): ubiquitin-ubiquitin ligase activity
Source: RefSeq, a predicted model, not a curated record